Molecule: messenger RNA, 225 nt
Organism: Danaus chrysippus (African queen)
Lineage: Eukaryota; Metazoa; Arthropoda; Insecta; Lepidoptera; Nymphalidae
Source: the annotation of a GenBank genome assembly
AUGGCGGAUAAUAUUGAAGAAAUUAUGAAAAAUAAUGAUAAAUAUGAACCUACGGCUAAAGAACUCUUGGAAAUGUUGGAUUCAGCUGACCUUGAUGAAGAAACGAGGCAGAGUUUGAGGAGUUUACUCGGUGGAGAUGUGCCGCAAUUUUUCGGCGGCACCGGCAGCGGCACUUUAUUGGCUAUAACAUUUGCGGCACUUAUAUUUUCAAUAAUUUGUAAGUAA